Molecule: messenger RNA, 5061 nt
Organism: Passer montanus (Eurasian tree sparrow)
Lineage: Eukaryota; Metazoa; Chordata; Aves; Passeriformes; Passeridae
Gene: TJAP1
Product: tight junction associated protein 1
Exons: 11
Coding region: 500-2392 (630 amino acids)
Biological process (GO): Golgi organization
Cellular component (GO): trans-Golgi network
Source: RefSeq, a predicted model, not a curated record
GCGCGGGGCCGGGGCCGGGCGGGGGCAAAGUUUGGGGCGGGCCCGAGGCGGGGCCGAACCGGCGCCGAACCGGCCGCAAAGUCACUGGGAGCCCUGGUAGAGCCGAGCCCGACCGGGUCAGAGCCGGGCUGGGGCUCCGGGGGCUGGGAGCGGGGAGCGCGACCGGCUGGGGACGAAGCCCCGGGCGGGGCCCCCUGCGCUCCUGGGCCUCCGCGGGCUUCGGACGGUGCCCAGCGAGCGGGAUCCAGAGAAGGAACCGGCAUAAAGGGCCCAUAUAAAACAAAGCCAUGAAUCCUUACUAAAUCUUCAGACAGCAGGAGCUGUUGGCCAGAUGCUGCUGAAUACUUACAGGAGAAAGCUGAUUCGGAGACAAACGACCAGAAAUGUUUGGACACGUCGUCACUUUGGAUCUGUCAUCUGAGUGAGUGUCUUGACUUCAUGAGGCUUUGAAUUUAAGCCCAGGCUGGUAACCUGCUUUCGAAGCCGCGCAGGUGGGAGGAUGUCGAGCACAGCCCCGUCAAAGAAGCCUUACCGCAAGGCGCCCCCGCAGCAUCGCGAAAUCCGACAUGAGGUGCCCAUCAUUCGUGACGACCAGGACGGAGUGAUCUUGGCUGAGCAGAGUCAGGAACCCUUGACGGAUGCAGAAAGGAUGAAGCUGCUGCAGCAUGAGAAUGAGGAGCUUCGUCGACGGCUGACAUACGUGACUAACAAAAUGGAGGCAAUGGAGAGGGAACUGGAGUCAGGUCAGGACUACCUGGAGAUGGAACUGGGCCAAAACCGUGAGGAGCUGGAGAAGUUCAAGGACAAGUUCCGUAGGUUGCAGAACAGCUACACUGCUUCCCAGAGAACCAACCAAGACCUGGAAGAGAAGCUGCAUGCCCUGAUUAAAAAGGCAGAAAUGGACCGCAAGACGCUGGACUGGGAGAUUGUAGAGCUCACUAAUAAAUUGCUCGAUGCCAAAACCACCAUCAAUAAGCUGGAGGAACUCAAUGAACGCUAUCGACAGGACUGUAACCUUGCAGUACAGCUGCUCAAGUGUAACAAGUCUCACUUCAGGAACCACAAGUUUGCUGAUCUUCCCUAUGAGCUGCAGGACAUGGUGAAUAAGCAUUUGCACAGCGCGCAGGAGUCUGCAGGCCCUGGCCAAGAGGCAGCCCACACCUUGGCUCCGUCUGAUGUUGUGCCCACCUCAGUCAUCGCCAGAGUCUUGGAGAAACCAGAAUCUCUGGUUCUGAAUUCAGCCAAGUCUAGCAGUGGCAGCUGUCCCAUGGCUGAGGAUGUCUUUGUGCAUGUGGACAUGAGCGGAGCCCUUUCUGAUGCCUGCAACAGUGCAGGGCAGAUGGGGAAGGAGGGAGGAGAUGCGGGGAAGCAGCAGAAUGGUGGCUGCAAGCCGCAGAGUAGUGUGGAAAGUGUGCCUGAGGAGGUGCCUGCCUUUGAGAAGCUAAGCCCAUACCCUACUCCCUCACCUCCCCAUCCUAUGUACCCGGGGCGCAAAGUGAUUGAGUUCUCUGAGGACAAGGUAAGGAUCCCAAAGAACAGCCCCCUGCCCAACUGUACGUAUGCUACGCGCCAGGCCAUCUCCCUCAGCCUGGUGCAGAGCGAAGAUGAGAGCUGCGACAGGCACCGGACUCUCCCCAGCAGCCCUGCUUCAGAAGGGCGCCGUUCAGCCUCCAGCUGCUCCUGUCAGCAGUCCCCCAAAGCAGCCAGGGCUCACGGCUCUUCCCAGAGCAGCCCGUUCAGCAGCCCUCCCCAAAUCCCGAGCGCCUUUGCCAGCUCUGCCAGCUCUGAGGAGGACCUGCUGGCUAACUGGCAGCGUAUGUUUGUGGAUAAGGCCCCCCCCACCUCGGAGCGAGUGCUGAUGAACCGCACGGCUUUCAGCCGGGAUACAGCCCCCGAGCUCCAGAAGAGGUUCAGCCGCUCCAUGCAGGAAUUGGGUAGGGCAUCCUCAGCUUACUCGGAUGGUGAGGAGUCUGCACAGAGCUGCAGCUGGACCGUGAGCCGGGACUCAAGCGUGGACACAGACAGCACCGAGUCCAGAGCCCGCAGGAGCCAUUUCUCCUCAGACUAUGGUACAGAUUUCUCCCAGGAUGAAGCCCAGAAGCUGUUGCUUGAAAGCGGGGGAGGCACUGCUGAGCCUGAAAGCCCCUCACCAGAGAAGCACAAGGACUAUGUAGACCUUGGCUUGCCUGAGAGCCCAGGUGAAGAGAGAGAAAUGCUGCUCCAGGGAAACAAGGAGAGCAGCCAAGGAGGUGUCCAAGAGGAAAGUGGAGAAGGCAGGGUCAAGCCUCCUUUCAGUCGGCCGCACCGCAGCCCCAAGAGGAUGGGGGUGCACCACUUACAUCGCAAAGACAGUCUGACACAAGCCCAGGAGCAGGGCAACCUUCUCAGCUGAGGCACAGCAAGAAGCAGCCAUGCUUAGCAGAGCUGUGGGAUACCCCCAUCAGUCCGCCUGAGGGAGAAGCCUCCCUUAGUACCCUCCUCCCAGGGAAAAUCUGCUCUGAGGUUUUGUAUUUAUUCUCUUCUUUUGCUACCUGGAAGAGCUGGGAUCUCCCUUCCCUGGCACCUCAGACCCUCAGUACAAGCACACACAGUGUGCAGAAGCACACCCACUGCCCCAACACACUUGCAGCUCUCUUCACAGCCUCACAGUGGUGCCUGUACCAGAGCUAGUUCUUGGUACCCCUUGUCCUGGUGCCUGUGCCUCUUUUUGCUCUCAUCCCCCUUCCCACUCAGGUACCUGAGGCCCUGGGUGCUCUCCUGUUGUUUCCCCACAGAUGCUCUGCUCUCUUUUAACUUGUGCCAACAGGGCAGAGUGCCUGUGUGGUGGUGUCUGAUUCCCUGGGAGCCCCAGCGGCUGUGAGUGGGGCACAAGGACUCUCCCAGCAGAUGGCUGUGUGCCAUGGGGAUGAGCUGGGAUUGCUGGUGUCUCAUUUUGCUCCUGGAUUUUGUUUUCCCCAGCCACCCACUGGACGGGUCUUCAGAAUCUGCCUCUGUGGGUCUCUGUCACGUGUCUCCAGGGCUGGGCUCGGCACCUGGUCCCCACUGAAGCAAUGCACAGGGGCUGGUGCUGUGGUGUGGGGCAUGGGUGCUGCUUGCUGAGGUGGUUUGGGGAGGCAGUGCCUGCUGGGCUCUGGGGUUUGUAUUUGUGUGUCUCCUCCCUCACACCUCUUCCCCUGUUCUCUGUGCUGUUGUUUUGUUUGAACGGUGCUGAUGCUUUGCUCUUGGGUGGGCUUCUUUCUUCUUUCCAAGCCUUUGGUUUUGGGGUGUAUUGUUUUCUCUUUCCCCCACCCUGCAUAAACAGACACAGCCGUUGGCAGCCAGUCUGAUGCCUGCACUGAGGGUGUGUUGAGGAGUCUCAGCUAUCAGAGCUGCACUUCCCUCUGAUCCUGGCCUCCAGCCUGCAGAAACCCCUCCAGAUCUAAGAACAAGGUUUUGCCCCAGGCAAGCAAGGCAUGAAGGAUGCUACCGGGCUUUUCUGGGAAGGGCUUGGUGCAGGGCCAGCAGGGAUGUGAGGGCAGCAUGCUGAGGAGCUGCUCCCUGCAGAUGCACUACCUCAUGGCUCGGCAGCAGCCCUUCACCAGGGUCUCCUUGCACGCCCCCUUCUCUGGGGGGCUCCAGGCUCUGGUGCCUCUCUGGGGCCUCCCUUCCUGGGUAGGGCUCUAUGUGUGUUUUCCCUAGUGUAGUGUGAUAUUGUGUGACUUUUCUUCGCAGUCUUGUGUGCUCAGUGUCUUGUUGGGGGGGAGGGAAGGGUAGAGGUCUGUAGCUGUAGGUAUUUUUUGGGGGGCUUACAAAGCCCAGACCUCCUGUUUUAAUUUUGUCCUGUGCCCUUGUCUGUCUGGUGUUUCUUGGCUUCCAUGGGCGUACAGGGCAGAGAACAGCCCAGUUCCCUACACCAUACCCCCUUCAAACCCUGCCCUCAGCCUGCUGUCUGGUUUUUGAGUUGGGUUUGUGUUGUCCUCCCACCCUACACCAAACAGGCCCUUCAUGGGGCUGGAGGAGAGCAUCCUUCUCUCCAGGAGGGAGCAUCUGUUCGUAUGCUUACAUCAAGAUUUGCAGCCAAGAGCUGUCUGGGGGGCCUGCUCCCCUCCCCAAACCCCUGUCUCUGUAAAGGGCUUGCAGCUUGUAGCUGGGGCCAGCCAGGGCUUCAGCUUGAGCCUGGAGGCUCCAGGGCCAGUGAAGGGGAGCUGCAGGCCUCUCUGGCAAGUUGUGUAGGUUGUUUUAUGUACCCUGGGCAGAGCUGCUGCCUACACACUCACCUUGUUUCCCACCUGGAACAGUUGUAGAGUUGGAUGCCACCCUCUGGUGGGGAGGUGGGACUCAGUAUUUCACUGCAGUGUUUCGCUGUGCAGACAGGCUGAGUGGGAGCCUCCUCUGAGCCUGCAGAGUGUUUAUCUCCCCUGUCCCAGAUGAGGAGGGGUGGGGGGAUGUCCUUGUGCUUGUUGCCAUCAGCCACUCCACUGCUGCAUUUCUUUUGUUCUUCUGCAGCACUGCUGAGGGUUUGCAUCUGAAGCAGCUGCCAGAUCCUGCCUCACAGAUGUCACCUGGGCUUGGCUGCUCACUGAGUGAGCUGCUCUGAGGCUGCUGGUGGCCUGCAGCGGGGGAGGCAUUGUGCUCCAGAGCUCAGCCCCAUCUCCCCUGAAUCCUGGCAUGCUGGUCAGUGGACAAAACUUUUGCUGAGGCAGCUGGUGCUGAUGAUGCUGAACAGAGCUGGCUUCGCUCUGCUUUUGGUAAAGGCAGACUGAAAAGCAAAACAGUGAAGUGGAGGGGUGGCAAAGGUAUGCCCACCACCUCACCAGACACUUGUGCUUUGCAGCAUUAGGAUGCUGGCCGAGGUUGAGGGGGACUGGUGGCCUCAAGCAGCAACAGAGCCCCCUCUUGCCCUGUGGGCAUUGUGUCCUCUGCACUCCUGCCCACCUCCAGCAGUAUUGGCUCUGGGGCCUUGAGCCCAUCUGAGUUCCAGUGUCCCAACUCCAGACUGUUAAUCUGUAACUAAUGUGUUUUUUUCUGAGAUUUUCAAACUGAUGUAUAUUUUAAGACCAGAAAUAAACUAUUUUAAAAGUA